Molecule: messenger RNA, 2468 nt
Organism: Hyphopichia burtonii NRRL Y-1933
Lineage: Eukaryota; Fungi; Ascomycota; Pichiomycetes; Serinales; Debaryomycetaceae
Gene: AFG1
Product: Afg1p
Exons: 1
Coding region: 186-2408 (740 amino acids)
Cellular component (GO): mitochondrion; cytoplasm
Molecular function (GO): ATP binding; ATP hydrolysis activity
Source: RefSeq, a predicted model, not a curated record
GCAAAACGAAGAAAAUACAAAACCCGAACUGCAACGUUGGGUAAAAGCCAGUUUAGACUGCUAAUUAUUAGUUAAUAGCUAGUAAGGAAGACAAAUUCAAGAAUACAAUCAAGGUAUAAGUAGGGGCCAAGAGCAAAAAAGAACUGAUUUUGGAAAGAAGUAAAGAGUUUUGAAAAAACUAUAGAAUGAUUCCAAGGGCCUUUACUAAAUCGAGGACAAGUCACUGCUGUUGCAAGCUACGUCAGCUUCAGGCAAGUAAACUCUAUUCUACUUUUGCAUUGGGAUCGGGCCCUCAUGGUGUUGACGGAAGACUCCCUUAUUAUCCAUUUGGAUCAGAAGUUGAAUCUCGAAAAAAGGAAGACAGACCUUUAGAUAGUCAAAACCCACACAUAAAUCCAUCGAGUGAUACUGGAAUUGCCAUUACUGAUCCAUUCAUACUUUACCAAAACUAUAUAAACCAAGGGCUCUUAGAAAAAGAUGAGUUACAACUUCGAGUGAUGAAAGAGUUUCAAAAAUUGUACCAUAGGGUAGUUGAUUACACACCACCAGAGGAACUUUCGAUUAAGAUUAGUUUAUUAUUGAGAGAGAUCGAAUUGAAGAAUGCAGAAAGUGCAGCAAGAGAACUGGGGGCCCGUGGGAAGUUUUCUCCUUUAAGAUUUGAUGCUAUACAUAACUUAUUCCGUAAAGAUCCUGAAGCAGAGAAGAAACAAUUGGUUAAGGUCAUAACUGAUGAAGAAGAGUUGGCAAACUUUGCCUCGCCUCAAGGGAUCUUGAUUCACGGAGAAGUUGGAUGCGGUAAGUCUAUGCUAAUGGAUAUAUUUGCAGCCUCAUUACCUCACAAACUGAAGAUGAGAUGGCACUAUAAUAAUUUCAUUUUAUGGGUCUAUAGUGAGAUGCAUAAGAUCCAGAAGCAAAAAGUCUUCAUGGCAACAAUUACCAAUGGUCAAGGGAAGCAACGAAUGACUAUGGAAAACGAAUUCAUAUUAUUUGAAGUUGCACAAAAAAUGAUAAAUAAGAAUACGGUCUUAAUGUUGGAUGAAUUUAUGUUACCGGAUAUUGCUUCCGCUAACAUAAUUAAAAUUCUAUUUACUUAUUAUUUUAAACUAGGUGGUGUACUUGUUGCUACAUCUAACAAAUUACCGGAAGAACUUUAUUCCAAUGAGUUCCAUAAAACUAAGUUUAAAAGUUUUGUUGCAAUUUUGAAUGCCAGAUGCCAAACUGUUGAUAUGCGUUCCGAUAAAGAUUAUCGUUCGGUGUUUGCAUCUAACUCUUUGAAAGAUCCUAAUCUAGUUAUAAAAGAAGAGGAUAGCGACAGCCACGAAAGUAAUUGGUUGAAACUCAUCAAAACCAAGGCAUUAGGAUUACUGGAAGAUUCCGAAAUUGUUAAAAAUGACGAUAUCAAAAUGGACGACUCAAAAUUACAAGGUGAGCCAUCUUCAUUCACUGUUUACAAUAGAACCACCCAUUUACCGCUUACUUUCAAUUCGAAUAACGUGUGUUAUCUUAAUUUUGACUACAUAUGUCAAGGGUUGUUCUCCUCGUCUGAUUAUAUAACUUUGGCUUCAAAUUAUAAGACGAUAGUUCUAGAUAAUGUACCAGUGUUAACCACCAAAAUGAAAAACGAAGCAAGAAGAUUCAUUACUCUUUUGGAUGCAAUUUAUGAAGCAAAAUGUCAGUUUUUCAUGAGAAGCGAUGUACCCAUUGAUAACUUAUUCUUCCCCGAUGCAGUUGCCUCUAAAAAGGAUAUUGACGAAGCAGGAGAAAACAGAUUACAAGUACAAGAUGAAGAAAUGUUUGCUAAAACGGCCAUUGCUAUGUCUAAUCCUUAUAGACCAAACAUAGCAUCGUAUGAUCAAGAAAAUACUGAGACGUACGACGAGUUUACCAACAGUAUAAAGAAGGCAUUCGUUGGAGAUAAAACGCAAAAUGGAGAUCCUGAUAAUGAAACAGAUAACCGCAAGAUUGAUUUCAAAAACAUCAAGGCCUUCACUGGUGAAGACGAAAAAUUUGCCUAUAAAAGAGCCGUUCUGAGAAUCAGAGAAAUGGUCGGCUCAGAAAUCUGGAGAAGCACCAAUAGAUGGGUUCCUAUCGAUCAAAGCAUGAGGCCCUGGGAAUCUGUUGGAGGCGGCGACGAGUUAUAUUGGGGUAAACGCAGUAUCAAUGGUCAAUACAUCGAAGAAGAAGUAAGACAAGCCAAUGAAAAAAUGGACGAGCUUUUGAAACAAAAAAACUCAGUCACCAAGUCUUUGCAAAACGACCUACCAAGGAACGUCAGUGCCAGCCAUGGCAUUGCAUUCCGUCAAUUCAAUGCCCGAAUUGCUCCAGUCUUCAAAAACGUUCAACAUUUCUUUGGAUUGAACGGUUGGACAACAAAAUGGUUGAGAUCAAAGACCCGCAGCGACAAUUGAUUUAGACAAUUCAGGCACUUCGUACUAUCUUAGACCCUUUGUAUAGUUAAUUGAGCCACA